This is a messenger RNA of Coccidioides posadasii C735 delta SOWgp, 2367 nucleotides long. RefSeq lists its product as uncharacterized. Gene Ontology annotation, cellular component: cyclin-dependent protein kinase holoenzyme complex; nucleus; spindle pole body. Gene Ontology annotation, biological process: mitotic cell cycle phase transition; regulation of cyclin-dependent protein serine/threonine kinase activity. Gene Ontology annotation, molecular function: cyclin-dependent protein serine/threonine kinase regulator activity. NCBI's taxonomy places the organism in Eukaryota, Fungi, Ascomycota, Eurotiomycetes, Onygenales, Onygenaceae. The record is from RefSeq and is a predicted model, not a curated record.
AUGGCGUACCAGCGAUAUGGCACGUCUAAUAUCCGGUCUUGUGAUUCUUACUUCGUGGAGUCUUAUGACAACGACUAUCAGCCUUCCCGAGUCUGUCCCAAAGAGCAUGCCAAGAUAAUCGCCCGUGAACGCCAGUAUGCGAUGGGAGAUGAGAUGACAAAAGCCGUGCGUGAGGAAUACCAGGAGGAUAUCAUUGCUCAUAUGCAUCUGAUGGAUUCCGCAACAUUGCCGGACGUUGACUCAAUUGACAUCCAAACUGAGAUCCAGUGGUUUAUGCGGCCCUACCUUCUCGAUUUCUUAAUUGAAGCCCAUGCUGCGUUUCAGUUGCUUCCGGGGACUUUGUUUUUGACCGUCAACCUCUUAGAUCGUUACUGUUCGAAGCGAGUUGUCUAUAAGAGACAUUAUCAGCUGGUGGGAUGCGCUGCACUGCUUAUCGCCGCGAAAUACAGCGACAAGAAAGAGCGUGUCCCGACCAUCAAGGAGCUGAAGUCGAUGUGCUGCUCUCUUUACGACGACGACAUGUUCGUACAAAUGGAAUGGCACGUGCUCCAGACCCUUGGCUGGUCGAUUGGUCAUCCAACCGUCGAUGGGUUCCUGCAAGUCGCAGUCAUGGAUACCCCAUAUGACCCAGAGGUGGAACAUCUUGCCCUUUAUAUCCUGGAAAUAGCACUCUUCCAUAGGGAAUUCGUUUCCAAGCUUUCGGCAGAUCUUUCGCGUGCCGCAUUAGCACUGUCAAGAUGCAUUCUCAACCGGCCCCAAGCUUCGCAUAAUGAUUGGGCAUCCAAUUAUGACUCUUUGACUUUGGUGAACUUAUCCCAGCAUUUGUUUCAACCAUCGCACGUUCUCGCCAGGAAGUACUCAUCUGCCCAUUAUUCACGGGUAUCGAAGAUCUUGGAGCAGUUUCUGGCCCGUCAGAGCACCGUUACCAAGAGCUACAACCCUCCUACACCUCCGACGGACCGUGCGGAGGAUUCUAAGCCGUAUGAAGGUGAGAUUGGGCUUGCUACGCCCCAGAAAUCCCAUUGCCCGCGUACUAUGACCAAUGGUUACAUUACUCCGCCAAUCACACCUGAGAACGACGCGUUCGCUCCCACAAGCAACGCCAAUCCUUCCAAGGAUGCCUCUGGCCUCUUGUACGUUUGUCCUACAUCGCCGACUCCCCAGCAAGCAAUGCACUAUGGACAGACGCAUCACUAUAAGCUCCAAGAGACCGAUCCGUACUCUCAACAUCAACGUUUUCGUCAACAGCCGUCGGUACCAUACAACUCUGUGUUCUAAGGGACGAUGGGAGAAAGAACGUGACGUACCACAAUUCGAACCAUAAGAGCCAUCAAGCAGCAUCCAACUUAUGCAUGUCACUCGCAUUCGAUGUGGCAGUAGCUAGCUUUGGACUCAAUACAUCAACCAUGAGCGUUAUGCCAAAUUCUGGCGUCCUUUCCCAAAGUGAGCGCGAAAGUAGUCGUGACUGCGUGGAUGAGAACGCGACAUUACUACAUAUCCCAAUAAUCUGUUUUGAUUCCCACAUAGUUUCCUUAUCUGGCAUUUGCUUUUAUUUCCUAUGUCAUGUCUGUACCUGCAUCUGCUUCAUCUGGCAUUGCAAGCGCGAGUCGUUUUCUUCACCCGGACUUGGGAUAAUCUUUGUCCCCGGUCACCAAUAUCCGUGCAGCGUUCCGCGGUUACACCGGUUCAUUAAAUACCUGCUAAUUUUUUCAAUACCAUAUUUCCUCUGUCUGCGCUAUGUACCUGGUUCGGUUCUUUGUGCCUUUUUUAUUUUUUAUUUCUUUCCUAACCAUAUACCGUGUAAGAGUGUGGGAAAGAUCUGUCUAUUUUCUCGCAAUGUAAUGCUGUUCUUUUUUUGCCUUUCUUGUAUACCCCCCAUAUACCCCUUUGUCGAUCCAUGUUUCCAUUAUCCUAUCAAGUUAUCGGAGGGGAUUUAUGGCGAGGACAAGGCGGUGGAAAAAGGGCGUCCUUUAUCUAGGGGGCGAAUGAAAGGCCCUCGAGUGAAAGCACAAAUUUUGACAGAGUUUGGAUGUAGUGUGGAAGGGCAGGGGGGGGGGGAGGAGAGAGACCCUUCAAAAAAAGUUGCUGCUUCUUUUGUUUCCGUUUUCCCAGGGGGCAUGCUGGCACUGCUGCGGAACUUUCUUUCCUUUGGUGCCAACGCAAAGCAUAUUAUGCUGCUUCGAAUUUUUAUUGAGAUCCUUGACUCUGCACUUAAGGCAGAGAAGGGUUCCAUCUUCGGAUGAACAGUUCCCGCCCCCCCUCUUUUUUUUUUUUUUACCCCGAAAUGUGAACAGAUAGGCAGAUUGAGACAAAACUACCAAAAAAUAUCGAGGUUGCCUAGCUCCUAAAUGUAAGGGCUUUUUCUUU